CGAAAACUCCAUAAAAGAAAUUAUUAAGACAACAAUGAGAUUUUGUUCAAUGUAUUGAAUAAAUAUAUUAAAAAAAAAAAAAAAGAGAAAAAAGAAUAAGGAUGCUACGAAGAGCUGCGAGCAAUGCGUACUCAUGGUGGUGGGCAAGCCACGUUCGAACUAAACAAUCCAAAUGGCUCGAAGAAAACCUCCAAGAUAUCGAGGGAAAGGUGCAAUACGCACUUAAGCUUUUGGAAGAUGAAGGUGAUUCUUUUGCUAAGCGUGCAGAAAUGUAUUACAAGAGUAGACCUGAAUUGAUAAGUUUUGUGGAAGAAUCUUUCAAGGCUUACCGUGCUUUAGCUGAACGCUAUGAUCAUAUCUCCAAGGAGCUUCAAAACGCUAACACCACAAUUGCAUCUGUUUUUCCUGACCAAGUCCCUGAGUUUGCCAUGAACGAAGACGACGACGACGAUGCUCCUACCACACCUAGAAAACAUAAAACGCAUGCAUCAAAUCAAAAUGUUCCGAAGGUUCCUAAUUUUCCCAUUAAAGAUCCUGAGGCUGCGAAAAAGUUGUUCAUGUCAAGGAACGCUAUUAAAGAACAAAACGCGUCGUCGUCCGUUGUUAACAAGUCCGGGAUGAGUAAAGCCGAGGCGGUGGAAGAGAUUGAUAAGUUGCAGAAAGAGAUUCUUGUUUUGCAGACUGAGAAAGAGUUUGUGAAGAGCUCUUAUGAGAAUGCACUUGCAAAGUAUUGGGAGAUUGAGAAAUGUAUCACAGAGAAACAAGGGAAGGUGUGUACUUUGCAAGACGAGUUUGACGAAGGUGCUGUUGUCAUAGAAGAUAAAGAAGCUCAGAUAUUAAUGUCCACCGCAGCUCUCAAAUCAUGCCAAGAGAAACUAGAAGAGAUGAAAGAUCAACAGGAAAAGAAUGUGAAAGAAUCUGAGAUUACAAGAGAACAGAUCAAAGAGUCAACAGAGGAAGUUAGUAAUCUUUCUGAUGCAUUGCCUGGUGAUGGAAAAACAAACCAAGAAAUAGACAGUGAUAAGGAGAAGUUGGAAUCAUUAGAAGAAAAUGUAAAUGAACAAUUUGAUGACUUUGAGGCUAAGUCGUGUCUUACCAUAACAGACGUGGCUGAUAAGAUUGAUGAGCUUGUGAAUGAUGUGAUCAAUUUGGAGAGCUUGUUCUCAUCUCAAGCAGCUUUAAUACACAGACUAAGAGAAGAGAUUGAUGAUCUCAAAGCACAAAUCAGAGCUCUACAAAAAGAAAACAAUUCAUCUCAAACUGAUGACAAUAUGAGUAAGAAGUUGAAAGAGAUGGAGGAAAAACUGAAGGGUAUUAAGGAUAUAGACCAAGAAGUUGAGGAAAAGAAUAAGAAGAUUGAAAUACACCUUACACAAGCACAUUUAAAACUAAUUUUCUUAUCCAAGAGAGUAAAAAGCUUGAAGCAAGAAGGGGAAGAAGACAAUGUUACUACUACUAAUGUGCCAAUACAAGAAGAUGCAGAAUAUUUGACUGAUACAAAGUUGCCAGAAGAAAACAUUGAUGAUUCAGUUGUGUCUGAAAAUGUGUCAAACAUUAAUUCAGGAUCUGAAGUGGUCGAUACUGAAAAAGAUCUCACUGAUGAAGAAGUUAACCAAGAAGAGACAAUUGAAGCUACAGGAAAGGAAGCGUCAUUAGAUGAUUUAGAGAAACAUGUCUCUGUCACAACAUCACCAAAGCCAGAUAUUAUAACAACACAAGGGUCUGAUGAGGCAGUUUUGCAGCAGUUGCUAGCACAUGGGAUAGAAGGCAGAGAGAAACAUUUGUUAACCGAAUACACAAAAGUACUUCGGAAAUAUAAGGAAGUAAAGAAGAUGUUAGAUGCUGCUGAAACUAAACUGAAGAGCGUAAACACAGUGAAGGAUGAACAAGUCAGAGCCAAGGAUCAACAAGGGGACAAAUUGUUCAUGCUAAUUUACAGAGAAGAUUAUGCCACAAAUGCAAUAACUGGUCAAAAGCAGAGGCUAUCACCAAAUGAAGAGCAAUUUGGAGCACGCGUUGAUGCAUUACUAAGCGAGAAUCUAAACUUGUUGGUGAGGUUUAGCAACUCCUUUGGCCAGAUACAACAGUUUGAUACAGGGAUCAAGGACUUACACGUUGAGAUAUUGAAGAUCAUAAAACAAAAGAAUCAAGAUGGAGGAAGAAACACUCUCAAAUCAAAUGUUCGUCCCAUAUACAAACACCUCAGCGAGAUCCGCACUGAAAUGACUGUUUGGUUAGAGAAGAGUUUGCUUCUAAAAGAAGAAAUUAACAUGAGAGCUUCAACUUUGAGUGACAUACAAAAUGAAAUAACAGAAGCUCUCAAAACAGAUUCUGAAGACUCUGAUAAGAAACUUACAAUCUACCAAGGAGCGAAAUUUGAAGGCGAGGUUUCGAACAUGACAAAGGAAAACGAUAGGAUAGCAGAAGAGUUGCAAACAGGUUUAGAUCAAGUUACAAAACUUAAAAAGGAUGCUGAUACGACCCUGGAGAAACUAAGUGAGGAGCUUUCACUGUCUGAAUCAAAUGCAGAGUCUUCGCAAGAUGGCAAAACUCGCAUUCCUUUGAGGUCAUUUAUAUUUGAUGUGAAACCAAAGAAGCAAAGACUAUCCAUUUUCUCUUGUAUUCAACCUUCAUUGUAUAAGAAGAAGCCUACUUCUGGUUCUUAG
Messenger RNA from Camelina sativa (false flax), 2666 nucleotides. RefSeq names its product protein NETWORKED 2C-like. The record is from RefSeq and is a predicted model, not a curated record. Gene Ontology annotation, molecular function: actin binding. Lineage: Eukaryota; Viridiplantae; Streptophyta; Magnoliopsida; Brassicales; Brassicaceae.